This is a messenger RNA of Phyllostomus hastatus (greater spear-nosed bat), 7429 nucleotides long. It is a transcript of the gene LONRF3, whose product is annotated as LON peptidase N-terminal domain and ring finger 3. Bases 137 to 2410 code for a protein of 757 amino acids. Gene Ontology annotation, molecular function: protein binding; metal ion binding. NCBI's taxonomy places the organism in Eukaryota, Metazoa, Chordata, Mammalia, Chiroptera, Phyllostomidae. The transcript has 11 exons. The record is from RefSeq and is a predicted model, not a curated record.
GGAGCUCGCGGAGGCGCGGCAGGGACCGGUGUGCGGUCGCACGGCCGCGGUGGCAGCCCUAAUUCCCUCCAGCUGCGGCUCUGAGUUCCGGGUCCCCGGCUCCUAGACGCCUCGCCCCGCGCGUUUCACUCCCUGUAUGGAUUCACUGCAGACUGGACAGAUGCUGAGCUUGCCCUCCGAGCUCGGCAGUAACAACUUAGAGCUGGCGCAGCCGUCGGCACCAGUGACCCGUGUAGAUACGGGCUCCCAUCCGGAGGCGAAAGGCUCCGAACCUCUACCGACUCAGGAGCCGGGGCGAGAGCAGCCUCCUACCGCCUCGACGCCGGAGUGCAAAGUCCUGCUCUCACAGGCCGAUGCCCUGGCGUCUGGGGGGCGCCUCCGGGAAGCUCUCGAGGUGUACAGACAGCUGUCGGAACGUCAGCAGCUGGUGGCCCAACAACUGGAGCAGCUGGUGCGCUGCUUGGCGGAGAACAUCCCGCAAGGAGAAGCGCUGGCUCCGGUGCCCGAGGACCGGAGCAGCGCGGCAAGCUGCGUGGUGGUGUCGGACGAGGAAGGGGUGGCAACGGCUGCUGAAGCCACCGAGGUGUGGGACGGCUUCAAGUGCCGGAAGUGCCAUGGAUUUCUAUCAGACCCCGUGUCCUUGUCGUGCGGCCACACCUUUUGUAAACUGUGCCUGGAACGCGGGCGGGCAGCCGACCGGCGCUGUGCGUUGUGCGGCGUCAAGCUGUCGGCGUUGAUGGUGGCCACCGGGCGGGCUCGCGGAGCCCGGCGGGCUGGUCAGCAGGCACCGCCGCCGCUGCGGGUCAACGUGGUGCUCAGCGGUCUCCUCGGCAAGUUGUUCCCUGGUCCGGCACGGGCGUCGCAACUCCGGCACGAGGGCAACCGACUGUACCGCGAGCGCCAGGUUGAAGCGGCACUGCUCAAGUACAACGAGGCAGUCAGACUAGCUCCGAAUGACCACUUGCUUUAUAGCAACCGGUCUCAAAUUUAUUUCACCUUGGAGUCUCAUGAGGACGCACUGCAUGAUGCAGAAAUAGCAUGUAAGCUCCGCCCAAUGGGUUUUAAGGCACACUUCAGGAAAGCGCAAGCCUUAGCCACCCUAGGCAAGGUGGAGGAAGCACUAAGAGAAUUUCUAUACUGUGUGUCCCUGGAUGGAAAGAACAAAAGAGCAAGAUCUGAAGCCCAAAGGGAAAAUAUGGAGCUCCCACAUUGUUCCAGUAAGGAGGAUGCAGCAGCCAGUGGGGACCAUAAAAGCCUGAUGAACCCAGUGAAAGUAAAGGAGGAUGGGCAGCGAGGUGACAUGAAACACCAGGAAGGAGAAGAGGAGGAGAAGGGGGACUCUGCCUCUCUAGAAGCUGCCUGCAUCAAGACUGGCAAAUGCCAGGAAAAGAAAAGGAAACAUUGUCAGAUUGAACCCCAAGACACAGGGGUGCCUAAUAAAGCCUCUAAGCCAGAUCCUCCCAUCAAUAUGGAGGCCAAACCUGCUCUUAGUGUUCCCCUGGUAUCUUUUGACGCAUCUGACCUUGAAUGCUCCCUAUGUAUGAGAUUAUUCUAUGAGCCAGUCACAACACCUUGUGGACACACAUUUUGCUUAAAAUGCCUUGAAAGAUGCCUAGAUCACAAUGCGAAGUGUCCACUGUGCAAAGAUGGUCUUUCACAGUGUUUGGCAUCAAGAAAAUAUAGCAAAAAUAUUAUAAUGGAAGAGCUAAUAGCUAAAUUCCUUCCAGAAGAACUCAAGGAACGAAGGAGGCUUUAUGAAGAGGAAAUGGAAGAACUUUCUAACUUAAAUAAGAAUGUGCCUAUUUUCGUGUGCACUAUGGCCUAUCCCACUGUUCCUUGCCCCCUGCACAUCUUUGAGCCUUGUUACCGGCUGAUGAUUCGUAGAUGCAUUGAGACAGGCACAAGACAGUUCGGCAUGUGCCUUGGAGAUCCCAUCAAAGGGUUUGCAGAAUAUGGCUGCAUCCUAGAGAUCAGAAAUGUUCAAUUCUUUGCUGAUGGCCGUUCAGUGGUUGACAGCAUAGGCAAGAGGCGCUUCAAGGUCCUCCAUCAGGGUCAGAGGGAUGGCUACAACACAGCUGACAUUGAAUACAUUGAAGACCAAAAGGUUCAAGGAGAGGAUUGUGCUGAACUCAUGGGAUUACAUAAUUGUGUCUAUGAGCAAGCAUCAUCUUGGUUUCAUUCGCUUAAAUCAUCUCUGAAGAAUCGGAUACUCAAUCACUUUGGUCCAAUGCCGGAGAAAGAUGCAGAUCCCCAGAUUAAUCCAAAUGGUCCAGCCUGGUGCUGGUGGACAUUAGCAGUUCUUCCAUUGGAAAGCCGAGCUCAGCUCCCAUUCCUAGCAAUGAGGUCCUUAAAGGAUAGAUUGAAUGGUAUUCGGCGUAUCCUGGCCUUUAUAUCUCGAAACCAAAACUAGUCAGAGUGGAUUGCUGAAGAGAAACUUCCACCCUCCCCACUGCCUUGGGGAGUUGUCUUGUAAAUACAUCUAAUUGCAAUAACAUCUUAACAGAAGGAAGUAUCAAACAAAGGCAUUACCCUGCUGCUGAUUACAGAGAGAAAUUGAGAGAAAGACCAAAGAAUGUGACCUGUUAGAAACUUUUUGUCUUAAGAUACUUCUUGACAUGCUGCACAACUACACACACAGCAGGGAUGUUCAAGAGCCCAGAAAAAAUACUGCUUUUAACAUAGAAUUUUCUAAAAGUUUAAAGUGGUUUUGCUUUCAUUUUCUUUCCUUCAUUGGUGAAUGACUGUGUGAUUGAAAUGUGAAGCAGAGAUACUAAUAAUGUUGCUACAUUAUUUCAUUGGCUUGUGGUCCUAUUCUAAAUGGUUUAAUUUGAUAAAGCAUUGUAUAUUUAUACUUCUUUCUGUUUUACUAAUUUAUUUUUUGCACUACUGUAUCCUUUUUUCUACAUGUAUGUUUGUAACUAUUUAAGUGUACAUUACUGAAGUCAGUUGCUUUAUUUAUUGAUGUAGUUUGCCAUGUAACUAGGGGGAAGUAACAAAACUACAAAUGUGCCAUUUUUGCUUUAAUCAUUUCUUACUAUGUUUGAUCCCAGUUCUUGAACCAUUUUUGUAUCUCUCUGAUUGGAUGCUUAAAGGAAGUUCAAAAUUAUGCUAAAUCAUCUUUCUUCACAGACUCCAUUUAUUCACUUUGAAUUCAACAACAUAAAAUACUGAAGGGAUUUGGAAUAGACUGUAAAGUAAACCAGGAUAAAGUAAAAUAAUCCAUUUUCCAUGUGUUAUACAGAGCAGGGCUGAAGGAGUUAUUUUUCUGGAACAAAGCAAUGAAUCAGAGGAGUGUCCUUUAUUACAGUCUAUUAUAGACAUUUAUCUCAGCAAUCUAAUUCUAAGUGUUUCUAAUUUCUCCCCAGUUCAGUUAGGAAUGGGAUUUUUAAGCAAGAUAAUAUUUAACCCUUCCGAGGGAAUGGUUUUCAGAUUGGCACAUCACAGUUAUGUCCGAAUGGCUUCCAUACCCCACCUCUUCUCAGGGCUCUGAGGAUCACAGCAUGGCUAGCAUGUGUAGAAACACUUGAUGAAGAACUAUUCAUUAUGAAAAGUGUAAAAAAAGUUGUAGAAAAGGUAGAAUGCUUUAAAGAAAACAAACUAUCACUUUGGUUUUUAUAAUCUUUUUAAAAGAACCAGAAAGUUAAUCCAUUAUUUUAUCUAACUACUGCCUUUCCUCCUAGGUGCAGUGGGUCAAAAAUUUCGAUAUAGAGGAGGAAUGGUAGAUAAGGAGUGAACCCUGUUUUAUCUUGCUUAAAAUUAGUGUGAUUCCUUUAGUUCCAGGCAAACCUGAAAAAUAGCAUGAGUAUGGGAGUGUUAUAAUGACAGAGUGAAAAGGUUAGGACAGGGAAGAAGUGAAUUCUGUGUGCCAUUAAUACCUUUGCACAAAAGACCCCCCCCCACACUGCUCCAUGAUUAUGGAUGGCUGCAGUGUGCUAUUUACUUGAGGCCUGUACACUCUGUUAAGGUAAAAGGUUAAUGCCUCAAAUAAUGACUCUGACUUCUUCCAUCACCACUUGUGGCCAGAAGCAGAAACGCAGAAUGAGAUGAUCUGCAUUUUCUUAAUGGACGUUAUGCUGUCAGAGAAUCACAUUACCAGGUUUGCUGUUUGGAACCAGACUGGGCUGGUGAGGAAUGGCAGGAUAGACAUGGUUACUGUCCAAGCAAACUCUACAAGACUCUGGGAGCAUGAAAUUACAGGCUCCCACUCUGACUUGGUGUACAACCAUGUGGUCAUAACACAGUCCUACUUUAAUAGUUUCCUGUUAUCUAGUAUAAAUGCACCCCCCCCCAAAGGGUCGUAAGCGUUUCUGCUUACUAGAUGUGUUACUUUUGUAAUUUAACUUUUUUCUGAGCCCCAGUCUCCUCAUUUGGCAAAUAGUAAUGAUAAAUACCACAUACAAGGUUGUUAUGAACAUUAAAUGAGAUAAGAUAUGCAGAUCACUUAGUGUAGUACCUAGUUUAGAGAAAACAUUCAAAAUAAUACCUGUGAUUAGAUUAUUCAUUGUUAUAGAAUAUCACCAGGGGCCUACAUUUGCAUAAAAUGCUGCCUUUAUACACAAUACCUAUUCUAACUCCUUUAAACUCAGUUGGGAGAAUCCACACCACUGAGUUUUAGACCAUAACUUCAUGCUUUACAGAUAAUUCCUUUUGGAGUCAAGUCUCUUAGGGCAAGUGAAAAGACUGGAAAACAAAUAAUGGUGAGAGAGCAGGGAGAAUUCUGUGUUAGCAAUUUUUUCUUAUUUCUAUAGGGCUGAAAAGUAGUAUUGUUUGGAAAUCUGAAGUUUCUGAUAAAAUGGAAGCUUUAAGUUCUAGCUUUGUUAGAAUAACCAACUCCUCACUCCCUGUUCUCCAAAAUGUAUUGAAAAUCUAGGCCAUGCUACGGUGAGCAAAUUUUACAAUCUAUGACUUUUGUGCUUAGUUCAUGGUAUUUCCUCAUGCUCCUCGAACAAAAAUGUAUUGUGAACUUACUACAUACCAGGUACUGAGCCAGAUGACUUCACAUAUGUGAGUCUGUUAAAUAAUUUUAUUUCUUACAUCCACCCUGUGAGAUCACUUAUCAUCCCCCUAUUAUUGGAUGAGAAAGCUGAGGCUCUGCAAUGUUAAAUUCUUUACCUAAGUAACACAGUCAGCCAGUAAGUAGGCAGGCUUGUUUUUGAACCCAUUAUUUUGCAAAUUUUUAACAUUUUAAAUAUAUUGUAUUGUACAUAAUUUUAUUAAAUAGGCAUGACAAAUCACAAAAGCACCCCAGAAACUCACAAUGGGAAGUUGCAGGUUAAGUAAAAUUAAAUUACCUAUCACAUCUCUACUCAAUCUAGGUAGAAAGGGAAGCUUGAUUUUUUAAAGUAAAAUUCCAUAUCAUAGAAUGCUUCCUGUUAACUGAGUACUUAAUUCCAGCAAAUUGAGAUCUUGGCAAGGCAGAGUUGCACUUGGCUCUCAGUAGCCUAGAUACACAUUUGGGUGGGUUUGCAGCGAGCUUUUGUUUUAGUAGUGGUGGGAGGCAGGGUGCAAGACUAAGCCUUGGUUUUCUUUGGGAUGUCCUUGAAUGGGGUAAUUAGUUAGACAUGACCAUUUUCACCUCUCUUGAUUUUGCAGCAAAGCUUAGAAAUGAAGAGUAUACAGAGAAAAGACAUAAAGCUGAAUCUAAGCCUGAAGGACAAGACUUCUCCUUGGUAGACAGUACCAUAAUAAAUGGCUAGUUUUCCUGUCUAUCAGAACUCAAUCUUUUCCUAGUAGAUUAUUUUUUGUGAGUAUGUGUUUGUGUGCACCUGUGUGUGUGUGUGUGUAUAUGGUAACAAGGAGACAUUAUGCCUUUCUGCCUUGUACUGUACUACUGCUGCUAGCUAACCAGCAAAAUGAAAAAUGAUAAAAUGAAUUUUCUGUAGACAACUUAGAGAAAAAGAUCUUGCCCCUGACUUGGCGAAGGAGCAGGGAACUGAUUAUUUUAAUAAUUUGCCUUUUCUGAAGACUGACUGCUAAUCAAGUCACUGCCUAUGGGGCACUUCCAGCUCUGCCUGUGGAGCUUGCCUCAGCUCAGAUAAUCCCCUGUGACCAGCCAUGGGGGCAGUGGAGCUCCUGAGUUCACAGACCCCAGAGGUCUGUUACUAUCAACACAUUGCAUACUGUUGAUGGAUUGCAACCUUACUGGGCACUGUUUCCCUCAUGCCAACUCCAUUUCCAAGAUGGAAUUUUAUUCAGGGACAUAUUCCUUGAGUUCCUGACAUGUAGACUUUGUAUCCAUUUACAUUUACCAAGGCAGAAUCAUAGCAGAGGUGUGUAAUAAAGAUGCAAAUGAAAGCAGGUAAAAUAGUGGAAAAAUGACAGAUUUUUGAGCCCAUUCUUGAACUUGUGGAUUGAGGUUUUGAUUUAUGACCAAAGACAAUUCUGAAAAGCAGUCAGCUGCAUGGGCUGCAAUUUGUGGUCCCUCGUGACUGCAGAGAGGAAGAAGGAAAAGGAGCCAUGUAAAAUGUAUGUGUUCACCCUGGCUGGUGUAGCUCAGUUGGUUGGAACAUUGUCCCAUAGCCCAAAGGUUUCCAGCUUGAUUCAUGGUUAGGGCACAUACCUAAGCUGUGGGUUCAUUCCCCGGUCCAAGCACAUACCAACUCUGGUGUGGGUGUGUGUGGGAGGUAAUCAAUCAAUGUUUCUCUCUCUCCCUCUCUCUCUAAAGAAGCAAUGAAAAAAUGUCCUCAGGUCAGGAUUAAAAAAAAAAACAGUUAAAAUGUAUGCAUUCAGUUCUUCAUAGAAUGAUAGCUCCUGUUGUUCAACUAUUUAAUAAUCAGGGUUAUGCAUAUCCAGAGGUGAAAUGAAGACAUUUUUACUUACAAAUGGGUAUUUGCAAAUGUGCUAAGUUAACCUUGAGAGAGAAGUGCCUGUAAUCUCUUCCUGGUCAUUUUAAAGCUUUGCUUCAUGACUUCGUAGCCUUUUAAAAAUUUGCCGCAGCAAAUGUGAUUAACAAAAGUUUACAAAACAACAGUGUAGUUUAUACAUCAUUUUAAAAGUUGCUUAACAUGAAUCUAUUGUAAAAGCAACAACAAUAAACAACAAAAUAAAAGAGCAAAUCAAUGUGGCUUCAUAGGCUUAUCUUAGAUAAACUAGUUCCAUCAUUUCAUGCAGUUCUCAGUAAUGCCAAGAGUAAAAUAUUAAGCAACCCAUUUAAACAGCAGCAAAUGUGUCUGUGUUUGUUACUCUAGUUGUUUAUUGAGUAGCCAUUUCCCUCUCAUACUGUAAUAAACUGAAAGGGGGAUUAAAGCAAUGCUUUUCCCUCCCAUAUGGCUACUCAACUACCUCUAUAUGCUUGAUUUCUCUUUAAUAUUUUCUUUCCUCCAAAUCUGUACAAAGAAAAGUUUCAGCUCAUGUAUGUUGUAAUAACAAUGUGACAUAGACAGUCUCUGUGAAAGCUGUUUGUUCAUUAAAAAUGUUUUCUAUUGUCUCA